GGGCGGCGCGGCCGGCGAUUGGCCGGGUGCGUGUGUGCGCGGUGACGCGUGUCGCGGCGGUGCGGGUCCCGAUUGCUGCAGCCGCUUGUCAGUGUGACGAAGAUUGGCACCCAGCAGCUGGUUGCUUCAGUCUCACUUGUUAAAAGGUCAUCAUCUGGACCAAGUAGUUAUGCAUGAUGCAUCCCACAGCAGUAGGUGAUGGGAGGUAGGAGAGCAGCCUGAGGAUUUCCUUCUGCAAUGCCAAGAGCUACCUGGAGGCAGGAUACCUAGCAUGCUGAGGUUUCUGUCCUCUACGUUGUACAUUAGUGGGAUCACUCCGCUGGAACAAGAUAAUGUUAUCUUCAGUCCAUUGAAGGAAAGGGAAUAUUUGUUCAUACUUAUGAUGAUUUGACAUAACUAAUGUUUUAUUAACCAUGAUGGCAACACAGACAUUAAGUAUAGACAACUAUCAAGAUGGACAACAGAUGCAAGUAGUAACAGAGUUAAAAACUGAACAAGAUCCCAACUGCUCUGAAACUGAUGCAGAAGGGGUGAGUCCUGCCCCUGUAGAAUCUCAAACUCCAAUGGAUGCAGACAAGCAGGCCAUUUACAGGCACCCACUAUUUCCCUUGUUAGCACUAUUAUUUGAAAAAUGUGAACAAUCUACACAAGGCUCAGAAGGUACAACUUCUGCUAGUUUUGAUGUAGAUAUUGAAAAUUUUGUAAGGAAGCAGGAGAAAGAAGGAAAACCCUUUUUCUGUGAAGAUCCAGAAACUGAUAAUUUGAUGGUAAAAGCAAUCCAAGUUCUACGUAUCCAUCUGCUUGAGCUAGAAAAGGUUAAUGAACUCUGUAAGGAUUUCUGUAGUCGUUACAUUGCCUGCCUGAAGACAAAAAUGAACAGUGAAACUCUAUUAAGUGGAGAGCCUGGAAGUCCUUAUUCACCUGUGCAAUCUCAGCAAAUUCCAAGUGCCAUCGCAGGCACACUCAGUCCCCAAGGGAUUAUGGUGCCAGCAUCAGCAUUGCAGCAGGGAAAUGUAACUAUGGCAACAGUAGCAGGGGGGACAGUGUAUCAGCCAGUCACAGUGGUCACUCCACAAGGUCAAGUGGUGACACAAGCACUGUCACCUGGGACUAUUCGGAUUCAGAACUCUCAGCUUCAGUUGCAAUUAAACCAAGAUCUAGGCAUCUUGCAUCAAGAUGAUGGCUCAUCGAAAAAUAAGAGAGGAGUUCUUCCCAAGCACGCUACAAAUGUGAUGAGAUCUUGGCUUUUUCAGCACAUAGGGCAUCCAUAUCCAACAGAGGAUGAGAAGAAACAGAUUGCAGCACAAACGAAUCUGACACUACUCCAGGUUAACAAUUGGUUUAUCAAUGCUAGAAGGCGAAUUCUUCAGCCAAUGCUGGAUUCCAGUUGUUCUGAAACUCCAAAAACAAAGAAGAAAACAGCUCAGAACCGACCGGUUCAAAGGUUCUGGCCUGACUCCAUUGCCUCAGGAGUUGCUCAGCAGCAAUCUAACGAGCUCACGAUGUCGGAUGGUGCUGUUGUAACAAUUACAGCUCCAGUCAACAUGAAUGUAGACAGUCUCCAGUCUUUGUCAUCCGAUGGUGCUACUUUGGCUGUUCAGCAAGUUAUGAUGGCAGGGCAAAGUGAGGAUGAGUCUGUAGACAGCGGUGAAGAUGAUGGAGGAGAUCUCUCAACAACAAAUAUCAGUGGGCUGGUCUUGGAUAACAGCGAUUCUCUGCAGUAGGAAGCAAGAGAGUGUGACAAAAUGUUUAGGAAAAAGAAUGGACUGACUGACUGACUGUUUUUAUAGUUUGCACAGCAAACAUUUUACACAAGUUUUAUUUCUAAUAUGUUUUAUAUGUAGAUAUAGAAGGGUGCACUUUUUUGUAUUUCAUAGUAAGCUUAAAGAGUGUUUUUGCAGGUGCAGCAACUUCUUUCAAAUGUGUUUUUUCAUUUCUUAUUUCAGAAAAUUUUAUCUAGUAAUAUAAAGAACCACAUAAGCACCCCUUUGUUAUAUGAAUUGGAAGUGCUGCAAUUUCUAAAGAAUUAUGCAGUUUCAAUUAGUGCUGUUAUUUAACACAGCUCUUGAUGGGCAGGUGAUGUAAAUUUAAAGCAUGUGACACUAGUGUGUGGAACUUGAUCGUUAAGUUAGAUGCAUAUAUUUGAAAGAUGCUUCUGCACCUUAAAAACUGCUAGUCUGAGGUGGACAGCAACACACAUAAAAAGAAAAUGUUGAUGUGUGAUUCAGUAGCGAAUGUAUGGCAAUUUAAAUAAGUUUAGUUUCUCUCAUAGUCUGUGAGCCUGUUUAUCAUUUGCUAUAAAAACUCCUAUUUUUACCUUGCUGGGGUUAUUGGAUAAAAAAUAUUUUUAUAAAUUCACUAGGAAUUGGGAUGACGACUGUAUUAAGCAGGACGGGGAAAAAAAAAAAAAAAGAAUUUCCAGAGGGGAAAAAAUAAAUAUUUAGUAUUCCUAUUUGGAAGGUCUGAAAACUGACCAAAUUUAAUAAACAAGCCUACGCUAGCAUUCUAUGAUUCUCAGCUAUCCCACAGUGAUAUAUUAUAUUUGAUAAUAGCAUAAGAACAGCCCACUGUUUGAUGGGAUUUUGAUAUUGUCAAACAUUGAUUUAUAUUAUGUGUAAACUAAUAUUCAGAUUACAUUAACUCUGUGUCUAGACUUGUAUCUGAAGAUAUUUGCUAAAUGAGUAUUCAGGUAAGUAAAUUCAAAUACCCACAAUUUUUCCAGUUAUUAGAGAAAUUUAGCAGUUUAUAGUUUGUACAACUGAAUCUGAAAAAUGAAAAGUUGCCUACUAUAUGCUCAUGAAUUCUGCUAUCACUCUGCUAUUAUAUUGCAUUUUAAAUAUUUUCCCCUAAUACAAAAAGAAAUAUAACUUAUGGAUUUAUAUAAAAUUUCUUCAGAUCUGAAGGAUACUACCAGAUUAUACAGCAGGCUUUAUUAGAGUAGAAAUCCUUGUGUGUCAUUUAAAAACUAAGAGGUAGUGAUGACAAUGCU
Molecule: messenger RNA, 2989 nt
Organism: Haliaeetus leucocephalus (bald eagle)
Lineage: Eukaryota; Metazoa; Chordata; Aves; Accipitriformes; Accipitridae
Gene: PKNOX1
Product: PBX/knotted 1 homeobox 1
Exons: 15
Coding region: 414-1724 (436 amino acids)
Biological process (GO): angiogenesis; regulation of transcription by RNA polymerase II
Molecular function (GO): DNA-binding transcription factor activity, RNA polymerase II-specific; RNA polymerase II cis-regulatory region sequence-specific DNA binding
Source: RefSeq, a predicted model, not a curated record